AUGAUCGCUGAUCUUGCGGCUUUCCUCUUGAAAUCAUCGUCUGAGCCGAUGGCCUCCCAAUCCCUGCCGCCAGAGAUUUGGCUGGAUAUCUUCGAGAAGCUCCCAAGAACAUGUUUACCCGGCAUCGUCAGCACUGGUCGGACAUUCGCUGUCCUUGCUCGACCUCUUCUCUUCGCCCAUUUCUACUUCGGCCCUUAUGGCUUGCAAUCACCAAAUCCUCACGAAUCGCGGCGCCAAGCCGUCUAUCUCACACUAGGGCCGGACUUGCAACAAUUCGAUAUUGACAGAAUCGAGUUCUGGACUUCUGAAAAUAUCGCGCCACUUGUGCGUGAAUGUUCCAUCGUGCCCUGGGAUCCGGAGGAAACGGAUACGACAUUUAUCGUCGCGGAGGAUGUUGCUUUACGUCUCCUCAACGUAUUUUUCGACCGCAUCCACCACUUCACACGACUACACACUUUCUCCGCGUACGACGUCACGCUGACUGGAGGCAUGCUGUCGAAGAUCUUCCAUUGUCUUCCGAGCCUGACCAGCUUGCUGCUCAACUUGGGUGUCUCUCCGGUCUCGGAGUCCUUUACCCCUCGGUCCCUUCCACCCUCUCUCAACAAAUUCAUCCUCGAGAUGGAGGACAAUGAACUCUACAGUGCGGAUAGCCUCCAGGCAUAUGUGCCGUUCUUCGUUCCGUCAUCGCUGCGAGAGUUGUGUCUCUCAGGCCCAUUGAACCUGUGGAGCACAAAUCCAGACGCCAUACCAACAUUCUCCAACGUCCGGCGGCUGGCUAUUUCCAUAUACCGCGAGGGCACCAACCCGAAAUUGGCUGUCGUGCUGCCGAAAUUUCCAAACGUGAAGUCUUUGUCGCUGUACGGCUUGGAUGACACAGACGAGGUUUUUGACGCAUACUGGCUGGACGACGUGGCCACAGGUUGCAAGGCCCUCUUGCCCGUACUGCAGAUGGUUACCACGUACUUCCACAUUCAUUCCCCCGUGGUCCUAGCUAUAUUCAUGCCCGGCUCGACAUGUCUGACAUGCUUCAAAUACCACGGCAGACUGGAGCCGGACGCCCUGCUUCCUUUCUUCAGCACAUUCCGUCUACCCUCCCUUGUCUCCCUGUCAGUCCAGCUUGUUGGCGUUGUCUCGCUUCACAGUCUCAAACCAAUCUGGUAUUGCUUUCCGGCCCUCAAGCACCUUGAUCUUGGGUUCUCCUGCUAUCUCUCGACAACACAACAAGCGUAUGGCACAUCUGUGGCGACCGAGUUUCUGACCACCCUCUACACCUCCUCAACUCCGUGGCUUCCACCAAUGCUGAAAACGCUGGUUCUCUCUUGGUCGUUUGCCUCUCAGAAUUCCGCACUAUACAUGGGGUUUUAUCACGCACCCAUCGACCUGGCCUCGCUCAGCACCUUGCUCGUAGCACGUUACCCAGCACUGAGGACAAUCGGGAUCGACGGGGGCUCAUUCCUUCUGAAAUCGCGCAGGCGGGACCUGGACGGCUACCUGCUUGUGGAGAAGAGGAAUGAGGACCGCAAUGAUCAGACACAAUCGUAUUACACUCUUCGACAAGAGGUUAGUGAGCUCUGGUGGGAGGAUGUACAUCAUGACUCGCUAUUAUAA
Molecule: messenger RNA, 1608 nt
Organism: Mycena indigotica
Lineage: Eukaryota; Fungi; Basidiomycota; Agaricomycetes; Agaricales; Mycenaceae
Exons: 3
Coding region: 1-1608 (535 amino acids)
Source: RefSeq, a predicted model, not a curated record